Molecule: messenger RNA, 1622 nt
Organism: Ochotona curzoniae (black-lipped pika)
Lineage: Eukaryota; Metazoa; Chordata; Mammalia; Lagomorpha; Ochotonidae
Gene: CSNK1G2
Product: casein kinase 1 gamma 2
Exons: 12
Coding region: 316-1563 (415 amino acids)
Biological process (GO): endocytosis; peptidyl-serine phosphorylation; positive regulation of canonical Wnt signaling pathway
Cellular component (GO): nucleus; cytoplasm; plasma membrane
Molecular function (GO): protein serine/threonine kinase activity; ATP binding
Source: RefSeq, a predicted model, not a curated record
GGGGCGCGGGCGCCGCAGCCGGGCGCGCCGGAGCGGACGGCGGCGCGGAGCUGCCGCUGCUGCUGAGGCCGAGCGGCCGCCCGCAGCUGGUGGCCACGAGAUCUGAGGUGCCAGGACCCGUCAGCGGCAUGCCUGCUGAGCCCAGGAGCCCACCCCAGGCCACGAAUAUGAGCGGCCCGGCCUGGCCCGCCAGGACGCCGGCGCCUCAGUAGCAGAGCCGCCAGCCGGCCGGCGCGCACCUGUGACCUUGGCCUUGCAGCCUCGGCGUCCGCGUGGCAGGCGGUCACCGUGGAGAAGGCAGGCUAUCACAAACUGAUGGAUUUUGACAAGAAAGGAGGGAGAGCAGAGUUGGAGGAAGGCCGCAGGGUGUCCAAAGCUGGCGGGGGCCGCGGCAGCCACGGCCCGCGCGGCUCAGGCACCAGCUCGGGGGUCCUCAUGGUGGGCCCCAACUUCCGUGUCGGGAAGAAGAUCGGCUGCGGCAACUUCGGGGAGCUUCGCCUAGGAAAGAAUCUCUACACAAAUGAAUAUGUGGCCAUCAAACUGGAGCCCAUCAAGUCCCGGGCCCCGCAGCUGCACCUGGAGUACCGCUUCUACAAGCAGCUGAGCACGGCAGAGGGCGUCCCUCAGGUGUACUACUUCGGGCCGUGCGGCAAGUACAACGCCAUGGUGCUGGAGCUGCUGGGGCCGAGCCUGGAGGACCUGUUCGACCUGUGCGACCGCACCUUCACCCUCAAGACGGUGCUCAUGAUCGCCAUCCAGCUGAUCUCGCGCAUGGAGUACGUGCACACCAGGAGCCUCAUCUACCGCGACGUGAAGCCCGAGAACUUCCUGGUGGGCCGGCCGGGCUCCAAGCGGCAGCACGCCAUCCACAUCAUCGACUUCGGGCUGGCCAAGGAGUACAUCGACCCCGAGACCCGGAAGCACAUCCCCUACCGCGAGCACAAGAGCCUGACGGGCACGGCGCGCUACAUGAGCAUCAACACGCACCUGGGCAAGGAGCAGAGCCGGCGCGACGACCUGGAGGCGCUGGGCCACAUGUUCAUGUACUUCCUGCGCGGGAGCCUGCCCUGGCAGGGGCUCAAGGCCGACACCCUCAAGGAGCGCUACCAGAAGAUCGGGGACACCAAGCGCGCCACGCCCAUCGAGGUGCUGUGCGAGAACUUCCCAGAGGAGAUGGCCACCUACCUGCGCUACGUGCGGCGCCUGGACUUCUUCGAGAAGCCGGACUACGACUACCUGCGCAAGCUCUUCACCGACCUGUUCGACCGCAGCGGCUUCGUGUUCGACUACGAGUACGACUGGGCCGGGAAGCCGCUGCCCACGCCCAUCGGCACCGUGCACUCGGACCUGGCCGCGCAGCCGCCGCCCCGGGACAAGGGGCAGACGCACAGCAAGAACCAGGCGCUCAACUCCACCAACGGGGAGCUGAACGCGGACGACCCCACGGCCGGACACUCCAACGCGCCCAUCACGGCGCCCGCGGAGGUGGAGGCGACGGACGACACCAAGUGCUGCUGCUUCUUCAAGCGGCGGAAGCGGAAGUCCCUGCAGCGGCACAAGUGAGCGCCGCCCGCGCCGUGGCCGCCGGGGUCGGUGCGCGUCCGGGAGCCGCGGGGCCGUCG